AUGAUGCGGAUUGCGAUUGCCGGUGCCGGCGGCUUUGCCAAUAUAUUGGCUGGGGCUUUGUCCCAAACUGAGCACCCACUCCUGGUCCUCUCCAGAAACGCGCAUCCUGGCUUCGAAGCGGCCCACGGGUGUCAAGUGUCGGUUGUUGACUACGACAAUGUAGAAAACCUUCGAUACAAUUUGAUGGGCAUCCACCUUGUUAUAUCCACAAUCUCGGGAACUGCACAGCUCAAUCUUAUCGAUGCGGCACGGCGAGCCCGAGUGCGGUGCUUCGUUCCGUCCGAGUUCGAAGGAGCCUUGAGCCGCAGGCCAACUAAUACCCAAGAUCCCCUGGACCGAGAGUCAUCCACAGCCCGGGAUUGGCUUCAACGUUUGUCGUCAUCGAGCGGUCACCCAAUGCGCUUCACCGUCUUUUCGUGCGGCAUCUUUUACGAACGAUUUGCACCUGGGGGCCUUCAGGCUUACCAGAUGGGGGCCAGUCAUCAUAUACAGCUACAGGGCGACUAUAUGAUCGAUGUCGGCAACUGCACCGCUGAGAUACCAGAAACCAACGCUCAAGGACACCCGGUACAGAUCAUCAUGAUCUCGGUGUACGAUGUUGCGAGGUUCGUCACCGCGGCUGUUGAACUUGGCCUCGACAAUUGGCCGCGCGAAUUCAGAAUGCGCGGUGCUCAUCUAUCCACCAGGCGGCUCGCGGAGCUUUGUGAACAGACAAGAGGCGUGCCGUUCGAGAUUAUCUGGCGGCCUUAUGAUUUACUCCUCUCGUGGCAACAGUACUACGAAGACAACCAAAAUUGGGAAAGAUGGCGGCAAAUGGAGCAUCUCAUCCAGACUGCCAACGGUCGCUACAACUACUCCGAGGCAAACCUCAACAACCUGGUAAACUUCGAACCUGUCGGCCUUGGACAGUGGCUGGCCGCCAUCUGGGGACCGAUCAUAUGA
This is a messenger RNA of Pseudomassariella vexata, 942 nucleotides long. RefSeq names its product isoflavone reductase. The transcript has 3 exons. The record is from RefSeq and is a predicted model, not a curated record. The coding region runs from base 1 to 942 and encodes 313 amino acids. NCBI's taxonomy places the organism in Eukaryota, Fungi, Ascomycota, Sordariomycetes, Amphisphaeriales, Pseudomassariaceae.